Messenger RNA from Chelonoidis abingdonii (Abingdon island giant tortoise), 1212 nucleotides. It is a transcript of the gene MBIP, whose product is annotated as MAP3K12 binding inhibitory protein 1. The record is from RefSeq and is a predicted model, not a curated record. NCBI's taxonomy places the organism in Eukaryota, Metazoa, Chordata, Testudines, Testudinidae.
CGGUGAGGCCGCCCGCCGGACUCGUCAUCUCAGAGCGACGGCGGAGGCGUGGUCCCGGUCACGGCCCCGGCAGCCUGGCCGGGGAUCAUGGCUGCUGUAGGGGAGUCCAGCCAGUGUCAGCCUGAUGCGCACACGCCGGAGACUCUCGCCGCCUCGGCCGCCAGGGAGGUGCUGAGCGGCGCCCUGCGCUCCCUGCCCAGGCUGACGGAGCAGCUUAACCUUGGAGAUGAUGUGGUGAAAAUUGUAAUCGAUUGGAGCAAGCUUCAAAGUACUUUGGCACUCCAGCCUACAUUGCUCUUUAGUGCACUUCAGCAACAUAUUUUAUAUUUGCAGCCUCUUUUAGAAAAACUCCAGUCAAUGAUUAAAGAGGAAAAUGUAAUCCCUGUUGAAGAGGCAGAUAAAACAGAAGGCAGGAAGUUGGAUACAAAUUCAAAGUUAUCUGAUAAUACCUCACAGAUAGAAGAAAAAUAUGCAAGUUAUGAUUCAGGAGAUCUGAAAGAGGCUCAUAUUAAUUUUGACUCAGAGGUGGUCCAGAUAAAAGCUGGAAAAGCGGAAAUUGACAGGAGGAUAUCAGCCUUCAUUGAGAGGAAACAAGCUGAGAUCAAUGAAAAUAAUGUCAGGGAAUUUUGCAAUGUUAUUGAUUGUAAUCAAGAGAACAGCUGUGCCAGAACAGAUGCAGUUUUCACACCUUAUCCUGGAUUUAAGAGUCAUGUAAAGGUUUCCAGAGUUGUCAAUACCUAUGGUCCCCAGACUAGAUCUGAAGGAACACACGGGUCCAGUCAUAAAGCAAAUAUCCUGCUUCGUGACUGUGGAAAUCAAGCGGUAGAGGAAAGACUGCAAAACAUUGAAGCUCAUUUACGGUUACAAACAGGUGGUCCAGUACCUAGAGAUAUUUAUCAGAGAAUUAAAAAGCUUGAAGAUAAAAUUCUUGAGUUGGAAGGAAUGUCCCCUGAAUAUUUUCUAUCUGUGAAUUUUUCUGGCAAAAGGAGGAAGGUCCAACCACCCCACAAAUAUUCACUGGCUGAACUUGAUGAGAAAAUCACUGCACUUAAACAAGCACUACUGAGAAAAACAAAUGAAGCAAAGUCCAAGGAAGCUGAUGAACUUCUUUGAUAUUUCCUAAAUAAGCUCAUCUCUUUUUAACUCUUAGACUUAUAUGAGUACUCUUCACCUGGGAUGACUUCAGUAAUGAAAAUAAGGCUUAUACAUUAA